Molecule: messenger RNA, 1548 nt
Organism: Notodromas monacha
Lineage: Eukaryota; Metazoa; Arthropoda; Ostracoda; Podocopida; Cyprididae
Source: the annotation of a GenBank genome assembly
AUGCAGCCGCCGAGUUUAACGACUGCGGCGACGGUUGCUUUCGUUGCAUAUUUCAUGUACUCUAUGUGGGGCUUGGCAAAGAUGUUCUGGCCGCCAGAAUGUCCAGCGUCGGAGAAGUGCAUGAAGUCUUGUCUGAAUGAAGAACCGGAUUAUCAAGUCGCCUUUGUAACUUCAGUGUACGAGAAUUUGAACAUUCAGCGGAGAGAUAUUCGGCUUCUUGAUCACUGGGCUUCGUUCGAUUACUCCCAACCGUUUGAAAAGGAACUUAAUAUAACCUUGCCGGAAGCCACCCGCAAAAAUGGUACCAUGUUUUUGCACAUAUUCUUCGUUCCGGUUCAGAAGUCGGACAAAAAUCUCGGUCAAGAAAGUGUCGAUGGUGUGCUGAGGAAGGCUAGUCGACCUAACACAGCCUACCUGAGUUACCCCUUGAUUUUGCAUCGUGAACCGGAUCCGGAAGCCUUUCAACUCCUGGGAUCAGAAAAGAAGCCCGAUAAGAAACCCUCAGCGGAAGUUGUCCAACCGGUGUCGCACUUCAAGCCGACUUUGACAUUCAACGUCGUCACUGAGAAGUUCCUCUUGCCAGUGGUGGGAUUACCGCAGGACGUGGCGGUGAUGAUCAGUUAUCCCCGAUCCGAUCCUCUGAGUAUACCGCCUUUACUGUCUGUGGACUUUUCCGGCGAUCGUCUAGCUUCUCAAGUUCGAGUCAAUACUUCCAUGUUGACGCAUCCGUUCACGUUGAAGUACGCGCCGAUUUCGUUCGGGAAGUUCCGUGUUUGGCGACAAUUUGAGCUGAGUCUGAUCACGCUGAAGGGAUUCGGGUUUGGUGCGAAAGACGUUGAUGAGGUGAAAUCAAUCUUCGAAAUGAACCCGACGUUGUUGUUCGUUACGAUGUUCGUCUCUGUAUGUCACCUGGUGUUCGACUUUUUGGCUUUCAAAAACGACGUUGAAUUCUGGCGUGGGAGAAGGAAUAUUGUCGGAGUCUCUACUCGUGCACUCAUAUGGAGAGCUUUCUCACAGGCUGUUGUUUUUGUGUAUCUUUGGAGCGAAGAAUCCAGUUUGUUGAUAUGGAUUCCGUCCGGAAUCGCGGCGGUCAUAGAACUUUGGAAGCUGACGAAGGCGUUCAAGAUUGAGCUGAACUUGAGGUCUUUUAGUGUCAAGUUUGGUGUGCGCUCUUCAGAUGAAGAGAAGAGCUCGAAAAUGGACAAGAUGGGCAUGACUUACCUGGGAUACCUUCUGGCUCCACUUGUCGUGGGUUAUUCCAUCUAUUCCCUGCUGUACACACCGCACAAGAGCUGGGGAUCGUGGGUAAUGCAAGUCCUCGUCGGGUUCGUGUACGGCUUUGGAUUCUUGUUCAUGUUUCCGCAACUGUUCCUCAACUAUCAGUUGAAAUCCGUGGCCCAUCUUCCUUGGCGGGCGUUUACUUACAAGGCAUUCAAUACCUUCAUCGAUGAUCUCUUCGCCUUUGUGAUCACCAUGCCAACAUUGCAUCGCGUGGCUUGCUUUAGGGACGACGUCGUGUUCCUCAUCUAUUUAUAUCAGCGAUGGUGA